AUGUUACCAGCAACUCGCUGUAUGGCUACACGAAAGCGGUUAAGCCUCAACGAACCUGCUCCCGAGCUCGAACGAAGAUGUUUGCGCUUUGAGUGUAACUAUACUCGGUCAGCCUGGGACGAAUCGAGUUUACAGAUGCAAAAGCAGACAUCCCCUCGCCUUACACCACCUUGGCCAACGUCAAAUAUCAAAAGCCCGCGAGCGUUGCCAGAUUCCGGCCCAGAACUCGCCUAA
Messenger RNA from Drepanopeziza brunnea f. sp. 'multigermtubi' MB_m1, 234 nucleotides. Lineage: Eukaryota; Fungi; Ascomycota; Leotiomycetes; Helotiales; Drepanopezizaceae. The record is from RefSeq and is a predicted model, not a curated record.